Prorocentrum cordatum is the source of this 1124-nucleotide messenger RNA. NCBI's taxonomy places the organism in Eukaryota, Dinophyceae, Prorocentrales, Prorocentraceae. The record is from the annotation of a GenBank genome assembly.
AUGCAGGGCGAUUUGCAUGCCCAGAUUGAGGCUUCAGUCGCUGUAGUGAACAGCAACCCCAUGAGGCGCUCGAGCGCGCAGAAAGACCGUUUGCUGGCACUCUUCAGGCAGAACCCGACUUCCGUGAGCAGCGCCGUGCCUGCGAUCAUGCAAGAGCGAGCCUUAGGCAAGUGGGCCGAGGCCGACCACGACGCCCUGGUGGACGCAGUGAGCGGCAUGAUGUCGGCGGGUUCCUCGACAGAUCGUGGCGGUGAGAAUGGCUCGUCCCAGCAAGAUUUCCAGAGUUUCGUUCACUUUCUUACGGCCUCUCAAUGGAAGAAGCUGUGUGAUGGGGGCGAAGACAUCCUGGUGUUGUUGCGCCGCUUCCUGCAGUCCCUGGGCUGCCGCAACCCUUGCGAGAAGACGUCCAGAAUUGCGACUGUAGCGUUGGCCCUGGAGAAGCACCCGCACUUCUACAGCGAGUUGUACAGGGAUGAAGGUCCGACCGCGCGCCCCUUCACUGCCGUCCAGAUCGGCUUCAUUAAAAGCGGGAUUCGCUGCAGGGGUGCGAAGCAGAGGGGCGCAGGGCCCAGCGGUGCUGGCGCUGGCCCAAUGGUCGCCGUUGCAGGUGGCACUGGGUUCGAUCAGUUCGCGAAUGUUUUGGGCUGCGCGGUGAAGCAGGUCAUUGACGGCCAGUCCAAAAUCCUCGAGAUGCUCGCUGGCAUCAAGAGCGGCCCGUCGGCCCCCAACCUGUGCAACUUGAAGAUCUUCGGCCGGGAUCGUGGUCAGCAUGGCCAGCCGCGCGGCAGACUCGGAUUGCCCGAACUCGGCGCAGGCGAUCUCGGGAACGCGAUGUCGGCCGCGCCCCCCUCGGCAAGAGCCGCCGCCGAGGCGCCGAAGGUCAGCGGCAAGGAGGCGAUGGAGAUUGUCCAGAAGGCCAUGGGCUCCCGCAAGAAAUCCGACGAGGCCCCCCGCGCGAAGUCCGACGAGGCCCCUGGCGUGACCAUGAAGCGCCCCGCGGCAUGCAACAAGAGGCCUGCAGCGCACGACGACGGCAGUAGAAAGAAGGCUUCGUGGAGCGUCGAGCGGCCCCGCGGCAGGGCCAUGGCUCGCGCGGGCCCCAAGGGUGCCUCCGAGAACGUCGG